Molecule: messenger RNA, 600 nt
Organism: Neltuma alba
Lineage: Eukaryota; Viridiplantae; Streptophyta; Magnoliopsida; Fabales; Fabaceae
Product: L10-interacting MYB domain-containing protein-like
Exons: 2
Coding region: 1-600 (199 amino acids)
Source: RefSeq, a predicted model, not a curated record
AUGGAUAACGAUAAAGAAAAAGCGAGUUGGGAUUCGUAUACGACGAAAAUCCUAAUCAAUGUUUGUGUCGAGCAAAUUGUGCACAAGGAACGGCAAGGAACAUCAUUUAUGAGGCCAGGUUGGAACAAAAUUACAAAGAAUUUUCAAGAAAGGAGUGGGAAAAUGUAUGACAGGAAGCAACUUAAGAAUAGAUUUGACAUUUUGAGAAAGGAUUGGAAGUUGUGGGAGAAACUUAUGUCUAGGGAGAUUGGCAUUGGUUAUGAUGCAGCGACAAAUAGGGUGUUGGCCUCCGAUGAGUGGUGGCAAUGGAAAUUAAUGGUGGAUCCCAAUUUCAAGAAAUUUAGACAUCAAGGGUUGAUGUUUGCAUCAGACCUAAUGAGGAUAUUCAAAGAUGUUGUGGCUUCGGGAGACUUUAUGUAUGCACCAUCAUCCUCACAACCUCAGCUAGCAUUCACUCCACAGCCUGACACAGAAGAGGAGGAUGUUUAUAGAGUCGAGCUCGACCAACAGGAAGGGUCGGGGACAAUGAGGAUGAAAAUUUCGGUAUUGACCCAACAGCCACCGCAGGGAUCUCAGAUGAUUUUGCCAGUUGCAACUUAA